This is a messenger RNA of Magallana angulata, 1401 nucleotides long. RefSeq lists its product as uncharacterized. Lineage: Eukaryota; Metazoa; Mollusca; Bivalvia; Ostreida; Ostreidae. The record is from RefSeq and is a predicted model, not a curated record. The coding region runs from base 1 to 1401 and encodes 466 amino acids. The transcript has 5 exons.
AUGAAGCGACAUCGUUCUACAUCGACUGGCAGGUUCAUUUCAGCUUCCAAAAAGAAAAGAAUCGACGUAUUUAAAGCAAACAACGUAAGAAAGAUUAUUAAUGACCACUCAUAUUCAUCUAAGCUGUGUGAUCAUGGUGAUAAUGACUCUGACAUCGCUGAGUGUUUACCGGUAGUUGAUGAUAGCGAGGAGAACAGUUACGCAUCUGGUGAUAGUUUAGAUCGACAGAUUGACAAUGUUAACGAUACAACAGAGAUAAGCUGGCGGCAGGGAAGGCGAAUAGUGGAGUUGGGGUUUAUUGUAGACAAACUCUCUGAAGGCUGUUCUGUGUUACACAGUGGUAUAGGGGAAAGAAAGUUGUCCAACUUAUUGUCGACACUGAGCAUUCCACCAUGUUCCAAAACAACACUGAAGAAAAGAGAAAGAGAAAUAGGUGAAGCCCUUGAAGAUAUAGCACGUUCCAGCUGUGCUGAUGCUGCUGUCAGAGAAAAAGAUCUCACAAAAGAAUCUUCAAUAUCUGCAUCGUUUGAUGGUGGCUGGCAAAAGCGUGGAUCUGGCAAAUCCUACAGUAGCUUAUCUGGCCAUGCUGCCUUCAUUGGACAUAAGACUGGUAAAUGCAUUGCAUUUUCAACAAGGAAUAAAUACUGUAGAAAGUGUGACAGCGCAUUGAAGAAAGGAUGUGAUGUAAAAGAACAUGAUUGUAGAAAGAACUGGGAAGGUAGCUCCAAGGCUAUGGAAUCAGACAUGUGUAUAUCUAUGUUGAAAAAUCUAGAGAGCAAUGACGUGUGUGUUGGAACGAUCAUCAUGGACAAUGACUCUACAACGAUAUCUAAAGCUCGUUCAGAAGUGAAAGCGGACCUGAAAAAGCAGUGCGACAGAAAUCACCUUCUGAAAGACUUUACAAAUAAACUUUAUGACAUCAGAAAAGCCAAAAACUUCAGGGAACUCACACCAAAAACAAUUUCACACAUAUCAAAGUGUUUUCGAUACUGUGUAUCACAAAAUCAGGCGGAUACAGAGAAAAUGAAGAAAAAUUUAUUAGCACUGGGAAAACAUGUCUUUGGAGAUCAUUCAUAUUGUGGUUCAUGGUGUGGAUAUUUGCAGAAUCCAUUGAAGUACAAGCCAAAACAUCUUCCUUACAGCAGGUACCUUUGCGAUGAAAAGUUGAAGAUCACCCUUAUGGAUCUGCUGCAUAAAUAUUCCAGUGAUGCUGAUAAGUUAACCCAUCUAGGGAGUUCUCAGGCUAAUGAGAGUCUCAACAAUGCCAUUUCCAGCAAGGCUCCUAAAACCAAUUUCUUCUCUGGAUCAGAAAGCAAUGACUAUCGAGUUGCAGCAGCCAUUGCGCAAAAGAACAUUGGCUAUGGAUAUGUGACUGAUGUGUGUCAAUCUGUGAUGUUAUAA